UCGACGACGGGAUCAAAGAAAGUUUCAAUUGCCGAUCAUCGCCGGCGCCGAGAACCUCUCCAGAUCUUUCAUCACCAGGUUCGUCUUCAUCUUCUCUUUUCAGAAAUGUUCACAAAUAUAUGCCGUAAGAUCUUCUACCAAUCUCUACGAAAGAGUAAACCGACGAACAGUUUCCGAUUCCACAUUUCAUUCUCCUCCAGCGCAUCUUCUUCUUCUCCUCAACCUAUCAGCCGCGUUGCCGCCGCCGAGUACUUGAAUCUACAUCACAACUUCUCUUCAGAGGUAGCAUCGAAACUCUCCUCCAUUUGCGGUUCUAUAAAUCCCGAGAAAUGCGAUUCCGUCAUUUCAAUUUUGAAAAAAACAGGAUUCUCUCAGACGGAUAUGGAGCGAUUAGUCAGCGGAAUACCCCGAAUUUUGUCUGCAAACCCUCACAAAACGGUAGAGCCCAAAAUCAAGACCUUUAUCAACUCCGGUUUCUCCACUGCAGAGACUGUAGACUUACUCGUGAUUGAUCCCAGGAUUCUAUGUCGAAGCAACGAUUACAUUUCGACAACACUUGCUAAACUGAAUGAGAUAUUGAAAUCCCAUUCUAGAGUAUACAAUUUCCUGAAACUGGGACGGUUUCCAUCUACCUGUUUGGAUAAACAUAUGAUACCAAACAUCAAAUUGCUAGAAGAUUUGGGUAUAAAUUCAGAGCAGCUUCGAAGAUAUCUAUCUCAAACGCCUAGGAACUUUUAUUUCAGAACAGAGAGAUUGAUGGAGCUGGUGAAUAAGGCUGAUGAAUUGGGUAUCAGGAGAAGUUGCAAUAUGCUUCUUCCAACAAUUAGAAUCUUAAGUUCAAUGUCGAAAGGAAGAUUGGAGAGAAAACUUAACCUUUUGAAAGGUUUGGGUUUUGGAGAAGAUGAAAUCAGUGAGAUGAUUAAGAGGACACCUCUAGUUUUGAGUGUUUCGGAGGAGAAGAUGGAGAAGGUAACGAAGUAUUUACUUAGUAGUGGAGAAGCUGAGAUAUCUACCAUUGUUGGAUACCCUUUGUUGCUUAUGUUCAGUUUCGAGAAAAGGGUGAAGCAUCGAUUGCAGGUGCUGAAAGAAUUGAGAAGUAAGGAUUUGGUUAAUGGGAAGGUUAAUUUGUUAACUGUUUGCAAGUUAAGUGAUUCUAAAUUCUUGAAUAAGUAUGUUGUUCCUUAUUCAGAUAAAUAAUACUAAUAUUAUUGAGUUGGGAUCUUUAGAGAUUCUUCUGAGUUUGAAGCUUAAUAAUUCAUUGUUCAUGAACAUUUAACUUUGUUUGAUUCAAUAAUUGGAGGUGAUUCUAUGUUUUCUUGUU
Impatiens glandulifera is the source of this 1321-nucleotide messenger RNA. RefSeq lists its product as uncharacterized. Gene Ontology annotation, cellular component: chloroplast. Bases 106 to 1197 code for a protein of 363 amino acids. The record is from RefSeq and is a predicted model, not a curated record. Gene Ontology annotation, biological process: chloroplast organization; regulation of DNA-templated transcription. The transcript has a single exon. Lineage: Eukaryota; Viridiplantae; Streptophyta; Magnoliopsida; Ericales; Balsaminaceae. Gene Ontology annotation, molecular function: double-stranded DNA binding.